UUUCUUUUCCUCUUUCUUUUCUUGACAAAACUGACAACAAAAGGAAAAACGAAAUGCUCAAACUCUAAUAAUCCUCCCAGUCAUUCGAAUCCCAGGAACAGCGCCAGGCGCGCACUGAUCAAAAUCCAGUGUUUCCACGGCAACAGAGGAGGAGUUUCCACUUCGACCCGUGACCGCAUCAGCGGAAAUGAGGAACUAGGAAGUCGAGUUCAGGCAGGGCUGAUGUGGAAUACCACACAUUUGUUUAAGAUGAAUUAGUGUCGACUAAAGCAAUAUAUUCAUUUACAUCCACCACAGAUGUAGAGAAUUGAUACCGGUUCGCCUAGGCAGUCAUCCCACAGUGGCGUCGCUAGCUGUGCUCGAGAAAGAUGCUUCAGAGGUGACUGAGUUGGAACAGGGUCAAUGUGUGGAGUUUUACAGCAUCAGUACCUUCUCUGUUAAUAGACGCAACAUUUGUAAUAACAAAUAUGUUCUUCCCACGCUGUUAAACAUAACUUUAAAUUUUUAUCACCUCUUGGUCACUCGUUUCCUGUGGUUAGAGGCUAAACAAAAUGCGAAGGCCAAAUUGAAGUACUACACUUUACCCUUUCACACACCAAAAUCCAUAGUUUCACAUUAGAAGUCAUCAUGUCAUUGGGCGAACAGUCGCAGAAGUGGUUUCCAACUCAUGUCCAAGCCACUGUUCUGCAAGCCACAGACCUGCAACCAAAGGGCAAGAAUGGCACCAACGAUGCCUACACCAUCAUCCAGCUGGGCAAAGAGAAGUACUCCACAUCAGUGGCAGAGAAGACCCUCAGCCCGGUGUGGAAGGAAGAGGCUUCGUUUGAACUUCCAGGGCUGCUGAUGGAGAGCAAUCCAGAGGUUUAUGAGCUGUGCCUCACAGUGAUGCACAGGUCCCUGGUUGGAAUGGAUAAAUUUCUGGGCCAAAAACUCAUCAACUUAAAUGAGAUAUUUGACAACAAGGAACGACGGAAAACUGACUGGUACACUCUAGACUCACGGCCUGGUAAGAAGAGGAAAGAUCGAGGCAAGAUUCAAGUGAGCAUCCAGUUUGUACGGAACAACAUGACCGCCAGCAUGUUCGAUUUGUCGAUGCGAGACAAACCCAGAUCGCCGUUCUCCAAGCUCAAGGAAAAGAUGAAGGGUCGCAAGCACGACGGUGCCUUUUCAGACACAUCUUCUGCCAUCCUUCCACGCUCAGGACAGAGCGAGGCUGAUUCUCUACCAGACCAGCACCCGCACCCUCAGGCUGCACCUGAACCCAAGCCAAAACGCUCGCUGCUCACUGGGACGCAGAAACUUUCUGCUGCUCACUCCAUGUCUGAUCUGAUAGGAACUCACUUCAGGCCUAAACUCGACUCUGUGAACUCAAUUGAGGAGAAAAGGGGCGCUACAUCUCACCGACACUCUCAGAGCGAUGGAUAUGGUUGCCCAACCAGCGAUGUGCCAUGUGAUCCCUUUUCCGACAUCGGAGACAACAUGCCCCAGAAAUUCGCCACUCUCCCUCGAAACCGCAAUCCCUUCGAGGGUGAUCAGGGGAUGUGGGGGGCAGAGAAGAGAGAGAAGAAGGAGAAGGUCGGUCUUCUGGGCAGAGUGACUGGGAAGAAGGAAGGAAAGAAAGCAGCCACUGGAGCACGGACAGGAAGCUCUGGAGACCUGCGAUCUCCAAACCCCUUUACCAAUGAAACCUCAAGUGAAACCAACCCUUUCCUCUCACACUACAGAUCCAGUGACAACAUGAGAAAUCCCACUAGUAAUGAGGACCUUACUCAGAGAAUCAAAACCUCUCCCGACAAGAAGCAUGGCAUGAAAACCGCAAGAGAACAUGAGCCUGAAAAUCUGCAGAUGAGUAUGGCGGCCUACAGCAAUCUCUCCUUUCGGGAAGUGGUGCAAGAGCUCAUCAAGCAGAAAGAGGUGGUAAAAAAGAAAGAUGCUCAUAUUCGGGAGCUGGAGGACUACAUUGAUAACCUGCUGGUCAGGGUAAUGGAAGAGACACCCAGCAUCCUGAGAACACCCUAUGAGCCCAAGAGAAAAGCUGGGAAGAUCACGAAGAAGUAAAGGAUCUCAGAAGCGUAUUGUAAUGUAAGAUUUCUAGCAAAAUAAAUAAUGCUUGUAAAAGGACACCGCAAUGUUGGUUGUGACAGAACGCAAGUGUAUUCGUUCGCACACGGACAGAUUUCAUGUCAUUCAGUUAUUCUAGGUUUUCAAGAACAACCGGAUAUAUUGUGAAGAAAGACGGGCACUAAAUGUGGAGAUGCCAAACGGCCUUUUUAGAUUUUUCCAUAACUUUAUUUUGAUUUUUUUUUUUUAAGAAUCCUAUGAGCUGUUGACUAAUAUUUGUGAGUGGAACCAUUUUUGAAAAUAUUCACAAGCAGCCAUUUAUAGUUUAGAACUACGUUUUCGUGCAAGGAGACCAAUGUUAUGUUUGUACCGAAAAUAACUGUGUUUAAGUUGACUUUUAUUUUGAAUUCAGUCAGUAUAACAGAAUUCAGCACUUAAUACUCUUAGUAGUACUGUGUUUUGGGGUGGGCUGUCCAUAUGAGGCCUUUGCUGUGACUGAAUUCACACGGCAAAAGCUGUACCAGAUCAAUUGACGUACAUGUUUGUCCUACACAAAUAUGUGAAGUAAGGAAACACCUGGAUUGAUGGCACCACGGGACAUAGAAGUGAAUGUUUACUGGAUGUUUUAUCACCAGGGCGUAUUGGUUUACUAGAAGACCAUGUUGGGUUUGACAGGGUAACUCUUCUAUUGCUCUUGAGGGUGUUUACACUGUAGACGAAGAGCGAUCUUGAUACGUUAGUUGCAGAAUGUUGGUAAUGAAACCUUUUGGUACUUUUUCAGAUCAGACGUCUAUAAAAUAAUACACUGGUACACUACUAAUUAUUUAUUUUGAGCUUGAUUGCAAUGAGAAAAUGUGUAUGUGAAUAACACUGUUCACUUUACAAGAAACUUUACCAACACAAGUCCAAGAAACAAACUGCCUCUGUGAUGUAUAGUGACAUCAGAAGUGUAGAAAUGGGCAUCCAGUCUCCAAAGACUUUAUUCUGAACUGGAAAGUACUGAUGCUCGGUAUCUACAGUAUACCGCAGGACUGUCAAAAUGAGUGGACUGCCUACAGUUGACUACACCAAAGUGUUGACGGUUUUUGAUUAAACUUAAGCUAUUAAACUUAAGUCGGUCAGACAGUCAAGCACAGAAGUAUUAUUUAGCCCAUUUUAGCAACUAUUUGAACUUAGUCUAGCAGGUUGGAAACCACAGCAAAUAACUGAUUCAUUUUGGGAAGUCUGAAUGAGUCUUUAGUUCAAAACGCCUCUUUUCAGUCGAUUUGAUUUAUUACAAUGUACAGAAUGUUUCUUGCAACAAAAUUAUGAGCAAUGUAGACAAAACCUAGCUAAAGAACAGUUGUUUACAGAUUGCUUUAUAGUCUCAAGGCAGUACUCUUUGACAUUGUACUGCUUUUCCAAUGCAGGACACUUCUUACAGUGUUUACUGUGAUUUUUCUUAUCUUCUAUCAUCUUUAGUACAUAUCUGGUGAAAAAUGGCUGUAGGUUUUGGUAACUGAGCAUCUUUUUCGCACCUUAGGCUCAUGCUGGAGCAUCUGUGUGGUGAAAUACUGUACAACAGUGGUGCAUGUUUGCUCCAGAUUCUGAGAAAUGUACAUUUGAGAAAACUAAAAUGAUUGAUUGUAAUGGUGAUUUGGUUUAUACAACUGUAAAAUAGCCCGUUUUAAUAUGUUAGCCCUUCAUGAGAAGAACAAAACUGAUACGGGGCAAUUCUUUAGGCCAUAAUACCCCUUUUUGAUGUUUUGGAAACACAAUAGUGUAUGUAUAUAGCUCUGCAGAAAGCUUCCCAGAUGUAGUUUUUCUUAUUAACAUGGUAAAACACUGUGCUGGAAAGGAAGUCACAUCUUCUAUUUUAUUGGGUCACAAUGAGCAAGUGUGGUAUUCUAGCUAUAAAUUAUUGUUUUGUUUAAAGUUUUAUUUACUUACACUUUAAUAUGUAUUUAGAGAAGUUUACAUGUGUGUAAUUGAUGAGUCAUGUUAAAAUCAUUCAGUGCCACUUGAAGUGUUACACAGUGCUGACAUUAAAACCCUAGUGGAAUGUUUUUUUUUUUUUUUCUUUUUUAAACGAGACAAUUACUAAAUUUUUGUUUGUUUCUCCAUGUAGUUCUGUAUACAUGCUAAUUUUUUAACCUUUUUAAUAUGGAUAAAUUUGUUAAAGCAUUUAUUUACAAAUAUCACAAAUAUGUGUUGUACGCUGGGCUCAAUUACGUUAUAUAUCAAUGAUUUUUCAGCAUUACCAGUAUAUUUGUUAUUUGUCACCUGCCAAAAAUGUUUCAUUGAAUGUGAUUCAGUUCAGGAAAGUCAUUUGCUGAAGAGUAAAGCCCCCCCCCUCCCUUCUUUUUUUUUUUUUUCCUUUUCCUUUUUUUUUUGUAUUUGAUCUGGACUUCUAUGCAUUAUGUGUUCAUUUUCUGCUCAAGCUUUCGAUCAAAUAAGGUUCACAACUACAUAAAAUUUGCUGUAGAUCUUGUUGGGCGGUUAAGAUGUGUUGCCUCCCAAGAACAGUAUGUAUUGUUGUAUUUUUAUCAUAUCACGCACUUUCUUUCUCUCCCUUUUGUCUGGAACUGGAACUGCUAUGCAUCUCUCUCCAGAGCAAUUCUGUGUGGUACUCCGAAUGUAUUUUGACCAAUCAGCAAUGUCUGUAAUCACAAACACAGCGUUGAUCACCCUGUGUAGAUAUUAUCAAGCACUUCUUUUAUCACUUUUUACAGUAUAUACAGCUGAAAUGAUAAUUAUACAAUGUUUGCCUUCAUUAACAGAAUAAUGGUCAACAUGUUGUACAUGGUUUCACUGUGGUUGAUUAUCAAGAAGACAAGUAAAUGUCAGUCACAUGACACGUUUGGGUUUUUUAAUAAGUACAAUUUUUUUUUUUUUUAAAUCAUUGAUUUAAUGAUCUAAAGGUUGAGGCUACCUAUUUUUUCCCCCUCUUUUUGUUUUUACAAAAUCUUUCUGUUUUUCUCAUGGCUGUUGAUCUUUGAUUGUAAACUUUUCAUUGUUGUUUAUUUAGCUGUGUUUAUAGCUAUUUAAUGCAUAAUGUGUUACAGUGAUCAUGUUUUUGUGUGCUGCUAUUUUCCUGCAAUUUCCCAACAGAUGGUUUAGAUGAAUUUGCGUAGCUUCAUUGAGACUUGAAAGAUCUGAGUUUAUAAAUAAAGAUUUUAUUUGUGAUUUUCCUCAAAGGAUAGUAGCAGGACAAACGUAAAAUUAAGAAACAUGAAAUCCACAGUAUCAACACAAAGUUCAAAUAGAAAAUGAUAUUUGAAUAUCAAUUUUUUUUUUUUCCAUUUGGUGUCUUGUAUACAUUAAUCUCUGGUGCUGCAAUCAUAUCCAAUAAGUUACCAGUUUUUCAGUAUUCUGCAUCAUGUUUGCAUUGAUGUAAACUACUUUUUGCUCAGACACUCCUUCCUUUAAAAUGCUUCUUCUCCUCCUCCAAAAACUUGAAUUUCCAAUAGUGUGUAAAUAACACUACUUAGAAUAUAGAAUUUUACCCUCGGAAUUUGCUUACGGUUUCAGAAAAACCAUAGGCGAGCUGAGGAUUUUUCUCAAUGAGACACUUUCCUGUAGGGUUUUGCUUAGAUGUAGUUAUUGAUGAUUCAUCCAGAAGUAACACGUCUGUCUUUGUAUUCUUGGCAUGCGGCAUGAAUGAGUGUAGAAGAGAGCUGAGUGUAUUGUCUAUGUGACUACCAUACAAAAGGGGGAAAAUGACAGUACAGCCCAUUUCAAUAAAUCUUCUGUACUUCA
This is a messenger RNA of Megalobrama amblycephala (Wuchang bream), 5799 nucleotides long. RefSeq names its product rab11 family-interacting protein 2. Bases 628 to 2058 code for a protein of 476 amino acids. Gene Ontology annotation, cellular component: endosome; phagocytic cup. The transcript has 6 exons. The record is from RefSeq and is a predicted model, not a curated record. Gene Ontology annotation, molecular function: small GTPase binding. Lineage: Eukaryota; Metazoa; Chordata; Actinopteri; Cypriniformes; Xenocyprididae. Gene Ontology annotation, biological process: regulated exocytosis.